AGUGUGUGUGUGUCUGUCUGUGGGAGUAUCAGCAUGACAAACAACCAGUGAGUACAGUGCUGGUGAACAGAGUGCAUGUUUACAGUAACUCAAUUUAAUAAAAGCGAACCAGCUGCUUCUCCACGGCCAUGGAUUGAACAUCAGACUAACGCUUACGCGACGCUACUCAUCGCUGUCUACUAGUUGGCGUGCGUGUUGCCAGAAACUCAAGACCACUGAUCUCUUUGAGAAAUAUUCAAAGGAUAUGGUGAUGAUUUCUAAGCAGAGGAGCGUACUAUUUUAAACAACAUGAGCAAAAAAUCUACAAACGUGUCUGAGGUGGAGGACCACAUUUCUCUGAAGUAUGAAAUCAAGAAGAGACUCGGAAAGGGGGCUUAUGGCAUCGUAUGGAAAGCAGUUGACAGACAGACAGGCGAGAUUGUGGCUGUGAAGAAGAUCUUUGAUGCCUUCAGGAACAGGACAGAUGCCCAGCGGACGUUCAGGGAAAUCAUGUUCCUCCAGGAGUUUGGAGAUCAUCCCAACAUUGUCAAACUUCUAAAUGUUGUCAGAGCUCAAAAUGAUAAAGACAUAUACCUCAUAUUUGAAUAUAUGGAUACCGACCUGCAUGCAGUGAUAAAGAAAGGCUCCCUGCUGAAGGACAUCCACAAACGUUAUGUGAUGUACCAGCUCCUCAAAGCCAUCAAAUACCUGCAUUCAGGAAAUGUUAUCCACAGGGACCAAAAGCCAUCUAAUGUACUGCUGGACACUGACUGUGUAGUCAAGCUGUGUGAUUUUGGCCUGGCCAGAUCCCUCAAUCAUAUCCAAGAGGACAGUGGGAAUCCGGCACUGACGGAGUACGUGGCCACGCGGUGGUACCGAGCUCCUGAGAUCCUGCUGGGAUCCACGAGGUACACUAAAGGUGUGGACAUGUGGAGCCUCGGCUGUAUCCUGGGAGAGAUGCUGCUUGGAAAAGCCCUGUUCCCCGGGACGUCCACCAUUAAUCAAAUAGAGAAGAUCAUGAUCGCCAUACCACACCCCAGCCCAGAAGAUAUUCUUGCAAUCAAGUCUGAAUAUGGAUCCUCUGUCAUUCAGAGAAUGUUACUGAAACCACAGGUGCCUUUAAAGGAUCUUCUCCAGCCUUCUGCGCCUCCUGAUGCUCUGGACCUGUUGAGAGCUUUGCUAGUUUUCAACCCAGACAAGCGGCUGACUGCUGAGCAAGCGCUCCAGCACCCAUAUGUAGCCAGGUUUCAUAAUCCAGCCAAGGAGCCAGCUCUUAACUAUGAUGUCGUGCUAACGGUGGAUGAUAAUGUGCAAUUAUCUGUUGUUCAGUACCGCAACCAACUUUAUGAGAUGAUACUGGAGAGGAGAACUAAUCAGGGGGUGCUAAGGCUGCCAAAAGACGUAGGCUGUGUCAGCAGCACGGAGAAGCCCAAAGUGAAGGACAAAGUAGAGAAGGGCGCAGCGGCAGCAGAUGGGGACGAAGACCACGAGGGGAAAACACAACAUGAAGAAACAAACCACGAGCCUUCAUACACAGUCACUAAACCUGGGCCUGUGAACAUCUCAACUCCUCUUGCUGUAGAGAAGACGAGUCCAUUAUCAAGCCCUUGCUUGGGAAAGCUCACAUACAACCCCAUCACACAUGCCCCAAAUGGUUUUGUUCGGAGUCCAGCUGGUCCUCCUCAUAACUACCCCUCUGCUGCAGCCAGCAGGAAACUACUGGCCCAGAUGAGUAAUGGAGAUGCAACAGCAUCACCAACAGAGGGCGCCAACACGAAUGUAUCUAUGGACCAGAUUCUCCAGCGUGGCCGCUCAGCCCCUGUUGUCCAUAACCGCUCCUUCUCCUUGACCCUGAACCAACCCCAGAACAACCUGCUGGUACGCAAGGAUGAGCCAUCCCUGUCCUCUGGGCUAUGCGUCACAUCUGCACGCUUGAACCAGCGCUCCAACUCUCAGGUUCGAGAGACUCGGUCACCGACUCGGUUCAGCAGGAAAGUAUUUCAGAGUAACUGUAAUGUGGCAGCUGCAGGCGACCCCCGAGCCAAACUUGGCAGCUAUUCCCAAGCCUAUGGUACCAUCAACAAGACUGAUCUAGACAAUCUGCUUCGGAGCCGUCCUUACAAUCAGUAACGGCUGACAUGUCAACAACAACAAAGGGGCCGAACGAACCCACACAAGAUGUGCCUUGCACAAGGAUGUUAGAUACAAAGCAAGCUGAAAAAAAGACUGUUGCACCUCUUGUAAAUUGUAUAUAUGGAGACAUAUCUGUUGCUGUAGAUUUUCCAAAGGCCUGAUUACCAUUGAGCACCUUUGAGCACAUUAUCAUCUGAAAUGAAACAUUCACAUGCUGAAUAUUCUUAAAUAUGUUUGUUUUAACUAAUUAUCAGCCAGGGCGUCAAUAGAGGCUCACAAAAUACCUUUUACCCCGGGGUCCAAUGCAGGGUCCAACCAGACAUGCUUUUUCAUGUAAUCUAUAGCCAAUGAGCUAUAGGAUAACGAUUGUAUGCACAUCAAGCCAGUGGGUUGUUGAUGGACACAUGACAAUUGUAAAAUAUGCAAUAACUGUUUGAAUUGAUGAUUCAACAAUUAAUUGUUUUUCAUGUGAAUGCAGCAGCAAUAAACCUACUUGUUCCUGAAAGAAAAACAUUCCCGAACCCAGUUUAAAAUGUUGAACCAACAUGGAUGAGUAUGGCAAUAAACCACCAUAAAGUUUAAUAAUUAACAGAGGUGGAAGUUCUCAGAUCCUUGCUUUUUACUUCAAAUUCUUUAUACUUUGACCUUUUGGGGUUUCAAACUUGUAUUUAUAUUUUCCAAAAUUGAUGGUAAUUAGAAGUCUAGAGGAAAAUCUCUCUGGUGGAAAUGCUAACAAUGCAUAGGCAUCUGAGACAUGUCGAGGGGCCUUAGUUCGCAAGCCUAAAAAAAAGCCUGGAAAUCACUAGUUUAGUCUUAAACAAUUAUUGUAUUUAUAUGUUUUUUUAUAUCUAAAUUUGUAAUCUGAAAAGUUUCAUAACUACAGCUGUCAGAUAAAUAAAGUACAAAGUACUUGA
Molecule: messenger RNA, 3026 nt
Organism: Pseudoliparis swirei
Lineage: Eukaryota; Metazoa; Chordata; Actinopteri; Perciformes; Liparidae
Gene: mapk15
Product: mitogen-activated protein kinase 15
Exons: 15
Coding region: 289-2109 (606 amino acids)
Biological process (GO): protein phosphorylation; intracellular signal transduction
Cellular component (GO): nucleus; cytoplasm
Molecular function (GO): ATP binding; MAP kinase activity
Source: RefSeq, a predicted model, not a curated record